This is a messenger RNA of Pezoporus flaviventris, 2585 nucleotides long. It is a transcript of the gene PIAS2, whose product is annotated as protein inhibitor of activated STAT 2. The coding region runs from base 98 to 1942 and encodes 614 amino acids. Gene Ontology annotation, molecular function: zinc ion binding; transcription coregulator activity; SUMO ligase activity. The record is from RefSeq and is a predicted model, not a curated record. The transcript has 14 exons. NCBI's taxonomy places the organism in Eukaryota, Metazoa, Chordata, Aves, Psittaciformes, Psittacidae. Gene Ontology annotation, biological process: protein sumoylation; regulation of transcription by RNA polymerase II.
CCUCCGCCGUCACGUGCCGGGGGCGCGCACCGGGUGCACGAUGGUGGCGGCGGGGCCCGGCGACGGCGGCGGCAGCAGCAGCAGCAGCGGGUAGAAAAUGGCGGAUUUCGAGGAGCUGCGGAAUAUGGUAUCAAGUUUUCGUGUUUCUGAACUACAAGUAUUGUUGGGGUUUGCUGGACGUAAUAAAAGUGGGCGGAAACAUGACCUCCUGAUGAGAGCACUGCACUUACUGAAGAGCGGCUGCAGCCCAGCAGUUCAGAUAAAAAUCAAAGAACUCUACAGACGUAGGUACCCAAGGACAAUUGAAGGUCUUCCGGAUUCAUCGGCUAUAAGACCUGCUGUUUUCAGUCUGGAUAGCAGUACCUCUGUCGAGCCUGAGCUGGGUGCUGCCGCCAUUCACCCGCUCCCUUCUACUUCAGUUGCAUCUCAGUCUCCUUCCUCACCUGUCAGUCCUGUGCUCCUCCGAAACACUAAAUCCCACAUGCAGCGGCCAUCCUCUCCGAUUCCACCUGUUCAUCCCGACGUCCAGCUGAAAAGCCUACCUUUUUACGAUGUGCUCGAUGUGCUCAUAAAACCUACAAGUCUGGUACACAGCAGUAUUCAGAGGUUCCAAGAGAAGUUUUUCAUCUUUGCUUUAACACCUCAGCAGGUCAGAGAGAUCUGUCUUUCCAGGGACUUCAUGCCAGCGGGCAGGAGAGAUUACACAGUCCAAGUUCAGCUAAGGUUUUGUCUAGCAGAGACAAGCUGCCCUCAAGAAGAUAAUUACCCUAGUAGUUUGUGUAUUAAAGUAAAUGGGAAGCUGUUUCCAUUGCUGGGAUAUGCUCCACCACCAAAAAACGGGAUUGAACAGAAGCGACCUGGACGUCCCUUGAACAUAACAUCUCUAGUUAGGCUCUCAUCAGCUGUGCCAAACCAGAUUUCCAUUUCCUGGGCUUCUGAAAUUGGGAAGAAUUACUCCAUGUCUGUAUAUCUUGUCCGCCAGCUCACUUCAGCAAUGCUGUUGCAGAGACUAAAAAUUAAAGGCAUCAGGAACCCUGAUCAUUCCAGAGCACUAAUUAAAGAAAAAUUAACUGCGGACCCCGAUAGUGAGAUUGCCACCACCAGUCUGCGUGUGUCUCUGAUGUGUCCUCUGGGAAAAAUGAGACUGACAAUCCCAUGUCGGGCUGUUACUUGCACUCAUCUGCAAUGUUUUGAUGCUGCUCUUUAUCUUCAAAUGAAUGAGAAGAAACCCACCUGGAUCUGCCCUGUCUGUGACAAAAAGGCAGCCUAUGAGAGCCUGAUCUUGGAUGGGCUCUUCAUGGAAAUCCUUAAUGAGUGUUCUGAUGUGGACGAGAUUAAAUUCCAAGAAGAUGGCUCUUGGUGCCCCAUGAGGCCAAAGACGGAUGGUGUGAAAGUCUCAGGUCCACAGUGCACUAACAUAGACAGUUCCAGUGUUGUUAGCAAACAGUGUUCUGCGACAAUUGCCAGUGAGGCAAACAAGAAGCAAGCUGAUGUUAUUGACUUGACAAAAGAAAGCUCUUCUGAUGAAGACGAUGCUCCUCCCAAAAGGAAGUGCGCUUAUAAGUCCGGAUCACGUGGAAGCCAAGCCAGAGGGGUGCUCAUGUACCAGCCAUCUACGGUCAGAGUGCCCAGCGUGACAACGGUGAAUACUGCUGCUAUUCCUCCUUCAUUAACAGACUGUCCGGUACCAUUCCAUCAUCCACGAAUUUCCAAUAUUUCAUCAGAUCUGCCAAGUUUGGAUUUUCUUUCGCUUAUGCCAGUAGAUUCUCAGUACUGUCGUCCUAUGUUUUUGGAUACUCUUUCCUCAACCUUAACAAGCAGCACACCUGGCAGCAUCAUCACAUCGACCAGUCACCACGACAGCAGCACGCAGGUUAGCUCUUCCAGCAGGAGCGAGGAAGGAGUGAUAACCAGUGCUCCUGACAUCAUCUCGCUGGAUUGAGGCAAGGAACAGCAUGCUGGACUGUGGGAUGGAUGCACUGCACAGAGCUGCUGCUGCUGCUCUCUCUCUCUCUCUGGAACUUCAGCACCUGGCAGGUUACUCUGAUAUUUAUUGAAAGGAUUUGCCUUGUGGGGAAUGGAAUAAAUUCACCUCCAUUAGGACCAUAAGUGAUAGAUCUUUUCUUAGUUUUCCUGUUGCCCACUGAAUAGUUGGUAUAGAAAAGGUACCUUCUGAUCAUGCUUUCAUGCUUCUGGCUUGUUCUGGGGAAACUGAUGACUUGUUGCUGGGUGGAUUUAACAAAUGUUUUUCAAUUUUGUUGUAAAAGACAGCAAUAAUGUAAAAACAAACAUUUUUUAAUAUAUAUAUGAAAAGGCACUUAACCACUCUGUAACAACCACCAUGACCUGGACUUAAGUGCACAAGUGUAUGUGUUAGUGAACUUCUAGUAUUUUCACUGGCCCCUGUAAUAAAUUUCAGACAGUGGAGCUCUGUGAAAUAGCCAUGCCUUGAAUUGUAUGUCUCUUGUUCCUGGCUUCCCCCUUAACUUGGGGAUAUAGGGGAAGCCUCUGUAAAAGAGAUUUGUUUCUCCUUUUUUGCUCCUGAUUCCAUGUUUUUCAUAAAAGUAAUAAAAUCCUAAGCUGUG